Sarcophilus harrisii (Tasmanian devil) is the source of this 2719-nucleotide messenger RNA. It is a transcript of the gene C1QTNF6, whose product is annotated as C1q and TNF related 6. Gene Ontology annotation, molecular function: protein binding. The transcript has 3 exons. Bases 269 to 1054 code for a protein of 261 amino acids. NCBI's taxonomy places the organism in Eukaryota, Metazoa, Chordata, Mammalia, Dasyuromorphia, Dasyuridae. The record is from RefSeq and is a predicted model, not a curated record.
AGUCCCACAAGUCACGAAAGAGUUAAAGCCGGGAAAUCUAACCCUCAAUUCGUCGGAGCCAAGCCCGAGCCGGGCUGGGAGGAAGGGGGGAGGGAUCAAGAGGGAGGGAGCGAGGAGGAGGGGAAACCUGGGACCCAGCUCGGUCCCCUCCCUCCCGCCCGCCUUGGCCGGGUCCGGGUGCCAGCAGAGUUAUUAUUACAGCGAUGGGCCAGGGAGCCAGAGGCAACCAGCAGCCCUGGGCCUGACUAAGUCGCUCAGCCUGGCCUUCAUGGUCGCCAUGGCAACAGCCUCCCUGACUCCCCGAUGGGCUGCCCUCUUGCUCCCACUCUUGGUGCUUGGGAUGCCCACUGAGGAGCCUGCCCCUGAGACACCUUCCCCAGUGCCGGGGGGCUGCCGGCGAUGCUGCCAAGAAUCAGAGUCCCUCAACCCUGAAAUGGCCAGUCCGACUGCUGUCCCCUAUGUGAUACCUGAGGUGAGACCCUACAUCAACAUUACCAUCCUGAAAGGAGAGAAGGGGGACCGGGGUCCCCUUGGGAUACCAGGGAAGAUGGGCAAGGAAGGCUCUCGGGGGGACCGAGGGCCUCAGGGCCCCAAAGGGGCCAAAGGCCAGGCUGGCAGCCCUGGGGAGCCAUGCCAGACACAGUAUUCGGCUUUCUCCGUGGGCCGCAAGAAGGCCCUGCACAGCACCGAGGACUAUCAGCCCCUGCUCUUCGAUACAGUCUUUGUCAACCUGGACGGCCGAUUUGACAUGUUUUCGGGCCACUUCUCAGCCCCCAUCGCGGGCAUCUACUACUUCAGCCUCAAUGUCCACACCUGGAACUUCAAGGAGACCUAUUUGCACCUGAUGCGCAACGAGGAGCCCACCGUCAUCCUGUACGCACAGCCCAGUGACCGCAGCAUCAUGCAGAGCCAGAGUGUCCUGCUGGAGAUGGCCUCUGGGGACCGCGCUUGGGUGCGCCUCUUCAAGCACCAGCGGGAGAAUGCCAUCUACAGCGAUGAUGUGGACACAUACAUCACCUUCAGCGGCCAUCUCAUCAAGCCAGGGGAUGAGUGACCCCCUCAGCAAACCCUUCACCUUCCCCCCAAUCUGUACUCUCCCAACACUUCUCCCAUCUCCUCCCCCUCUUCAACCAUGCUGUGGAAGGAGGCAAUCAAGCCCCCUGGUGCUCCCCCAGAUCCCCUCCUAACUAGAUAUUCCACUUGAGCAAAUCAUGUUCCUUCUCUGGCCUGUUUACUCAUCUAUCAAUCCCUUUUUUCUUCUCCCCUUCUCUCUUCUCUUCUUCAUAGUCCUUCCAUCCAUUCAUUCGAUAUGCAUUUAUUAAGCACCUAUUAUCUGCUGGACACUGCACUCUAGGGACACUAAUUCCUGCCCUAGGGGGGUCUCUUCCUUCUGGGUUCCCCUUUGUCUCCCCACUUCUCCACCUAGGCCUGUGACUGCUAAUGCUUCUCCCCUAGCUCCUGCCCCCUAAUUCCUGCUCUCUAGAUGUUUCCCCAACCAGCAGUGGCUUCCCCCUACUCCCUCCCACCCUUUCCUCAGUGUCCCUCCUGCCCUCCUCCAUCCCCCACAUUACUGAAUCCAAAGCAUAGAUACUAAAAGACCAGAGGCAGGGGACGGUCUAUCUGUGGAUAAAGAGUAAAAUAGGACCAGAUCUCAAAGCAAAGACCACCCGGCAGUCCGUUCUCUAGUGGUUUCCUUCCUCUUCCUACCAGCCUCCACCGGCCAGGCCUUGAUAAACAGCUGGGCCACAUAUGGGUUUCCACCCCGGUGAGUCCUCCAGGCUUCCUCGACCCUUGGAAUAGCCUGUUCCUCUGUUCUCUCAACACAGAGACGGGCAGACAAGGGCCCCUUUCUCUCCCUUUUCUCCAUGGAUCAGCUUCCCAGGGACCCCAAGGCCAACCCAUUCUCCUCUCCACUUGCUCUGCCCCUGCCUAGGGCAGGUUGCGGCCCAUAAUGUGAAGCUCACCUUGUUAACUCCCCCUUUUCCUAUGGUGCUAAGGAAACCCAACUCAGUCUUGCCUUCAGGUUCAUCUUGGUGCUCCCCACUUAUGAAGGGCCAAGGCUGAGCAAGGGAGAGGGAGAGGAGAACAGGAAGAUUUACCCUUCCCCCCAGCAGGCCUGGGGUACCUGGAAAAGGGAGAAAAACAAAGAAAGGGGAUGACUAAUUCUUCCUGACCUCCAAGAGGAAAGAACAGAAAUGGGUUAGAUGAGAUAUCCUGGGUUCUACAAAUCUGUGAUUCUAAGAGUCACUUGGGGUGAGGGAGAGAGGCCUAGAAAUGGGGUUCAAGGAUGUCAUACUAUAUCUCCCCUACAAAUUGAGGGGUUUGGCCCCCCCUGGAUUGGAUAACCUUUCCCAGGGACCCUCGGGGGAAUAGGCCACUCGGGAAACAUCCAAGGUGGAGGGGGCAGAGCUGAGACCCUUAAUUCCUUCCCUCCCCCCCAUUCCCUCCAUAUUUCCCAAUCUCUUUCCUCCAGGAUUGGCCUCCAGCUCAUUGGUGCUAAUUCCUCCUGGCCUGCAUGGGCGGGUCAGGCCCUGGUGCUCUGUGGGAGGGAGCCGAAAGGGUUGGGGAUGCGCUCCAUGCUGCACAUUCGCUGGUGCUUGAGGUGACCUACAUGUGCAGUAGCACUCAAGGUCACAGAAGACAUAACCCCAAACCACAGUGACAUUUUUGGUCUUGUCUCAGGCUGAUUAAAAACUAAGAAAAAUGCUUUUUCUCAGCA